UGUUCGAACCGCUCCUGCAAAACAUUUUUUUUAUAUCAUUUGUGUGUGUGCGCGCGCGCGCGCGCGUGUGUGUGUGUGUGUGUGUGUGUGUGUGUGUGUGCGCGCGCACCGACCAGGUUGAGUUGCGGCUGCACGUCGCCUCGAUAUAUAUACAUCGCUGUCCCGGUGGCGGAUGAGAAAGAUUUCUUUUUUUCUGACAGUGAAAUUACCGAUCACAGAUCCGUCUGGUGCGCGCCGCCGCCGCCGCGUUCGUUGUUCCGGGGUCCUGGAUCCACACAGGGGAGGAGCGGGGAGCAGAUCAUCCGUCGUUCUCUUGGUACCAGGGAGCACGUGACCCCGGAGAUGAACAAGCUUCGUCAGAGCCUGCGGAGGAAGAAGCCCACCUACGUGCCAGAGGCCAGCAGACCGCACCAGUGGCAGGCCGACGAGGAGGCUGUGCGCAAGGGCAAAUGUAACUUCGCCGUCCGGUACCUGGGGUUGGUGGAGGUGGAGGAGUCCAGGGGGAUGCAUGUGUGCGAGGAGGCGGUGAAGAAGCUAAAAGUUAGUGGGAAGAAGACGGUGAAGGCACUGCUGUGGGUUUCAGCCGAUGGACUCAGGGUGGUCGAUGAAAAAACUAAGGACCUCAUCGUGGACCAGACCAUAGAGAAGGUGUCCUUCUGCGCUCCGGACCGGAACUAUGACAAGGCCUUCUCCUACAUCUGCCGAGACGGGACCACCAGACGGUGGAUGUGCCACUGCUUCAUGGCUCUGAAAGACUCGGGGGAGAGACUGAGCCACGCAGUCGGCUGUGCCUUCGCCGCCUGUCUGGAGAGGAAGCAGCGCCGCGAGAAGGAGUGCGGCGUGACGGCGUCCUUCGAUGCCAGCCGCACCUCGUUCGUCCGCGAGGGCUCCUUCCGCACAAACUCCGCCUGCAGCCAGCAGUGCAGCAGCAGCGAGCGGGAUGACAAACUUCAGGACAAGAAGAAAGACCAGCCCACUGGCAUCCCAGCCCUCCCACCUGGCACCGCCUCCCCACCCGAGGGCACGGCGUCCCCCAUGGACCGUCCGGAACCAGGCGGGCCGCACGCCAUCCCUCGACGUCACGCGCCCAUCGAGCAGCUGGUGCGCCAGGGCUCAUUCCGGGGAUUCCCGGCACUCAGCGGGAAAAACUCUCCCUUCAAGAGGCAGCUGUCGCUCCGCCUCAACGACCUGCCAUCCACCCUGCAGCGCAAGACCGACUUCCAGACCAAAAACCCCGAGAUGGAUAUGGGGUUGCCAGGUGAGGGAGACAGUAGUAUCAAUGCCCUGUGUUGCCAGAUCAACACAUCCUUCACUAAUCCAUCGGACGAGCUCUUCUCCAACCCCUCUAUGUCUGCGAAUGGCCCUCCAGCCUGCACUGGGCCCCCUGCUCUGCCCCCUCCCCCCGCACCGAUGCAGGCCACCUCUUCCUGGGUUCAGCCGGAGCCUCCGCUCCACUCUCCUCCUCCACUGUCCGUGGCGAUGCAUAUGCAGAGUGGACACAGACGAACACCGUCCGAGGCAGAGCGAUGGCUGGAGGAGGUCUCCAAGGCCGUCUUGGCUCAACAGACUCCUCCCCCAGGUCCAACCAUCCCCUUCAUCCCUGGACCACCCACAGUUUCAAGUCAUCAGAUGUCCAGUCAGGCAGCCAUAUUAGCUGCUCCUGUGUCCACUGUCUCCAUGUCCCUGGGCGCCAUGUCCAAACCCCUCGUCUCAGGCCCCUCUGGCCUCUUUAGUCAGGCCCCAAUGCCCCUUCCACCCAUGUCUAUACCAUCAAUUCCUCUUAUACCAGGCCCUCCAGUGUCAGGACCCCCUAUGUCUCUUCCCUCCAUGUCCAUCCCCACGAUGUCCGGUCCAAGCAUGUCUGGGGCCCCCAUGAUCCAACCGUCUCUGCCUGGGCCCCCAGGCUCUCUUCCAAGCUCAAUGCAGCCCUUCCCCUUGGCUUUCGAUGUUACUCCGGCCCCUGUGGGAAUGUUUGCCAAUCAGCCUGUCCAGCCAGCAUUUGUGCCCAUGCAGACCUACAUGCCGGGCCUGGCCAGCAGUAUGACCUACCCCAACGCCAGUGUGCCUGUAGUGGGGAUCACGCCGUCGCAAAUGGUGGCAAAUGUCUUCUGCACAGCCACAGGCUCAUCAGGUGCAGGUGGAGCCAUAGGUUCGGCUGGAGGGGGACCCAAAGUGGGGGCACUCGGAACAGGAGGCCAGCACCAUUGUUAUCCAGGUGCCCCUGGUGUAGUCGGGUCCACUGCAGGAUUUUCUACCCCACCUUUCUCUUCCACGCCGCCAUUAUCAACGGCCAUUAAUGGCCUCCCACCACAUAGCAGCGCCAUGAUGGCCCUCCAUAAUGGGACCUCCAGCAGUGGCGGCAAUUGUGGCAGCAGUAGCAGCUGGCCACCAGAGGGCAGCCAGCUAACAGCUCCAGUGGCCAGCGUGUCCCAAGAUGAUGAUCGUUUUGAGGCCAAGUGGGCAGCACUGGAGACCAAACCAGUGCCUCAGCAACCGGGAAACAAGGCGCCAGCUGCAGCGGCCAACCCAUUUUCCAACAAUCUGCAAAAGACGUUUGAGAUUGAGCUCUAAGACAGGCUGGGUGCCCCGAAGCUGUAGCGCUAGCCCUGGAGUUAAAGCCUGUGGAAGCCAGGAACUAAUUCCAGGAUCUCUGCUUAGAAUGGGAUGAAGGUCCCUACCGUUGGUCUAGCAUCUGACCUGUGGCAGCCUAGCAACUUGUUAAAAUCUCUCAUGGGAGUCAGUAUUAUAAUGAUAUUAAUUGCUUUCUUUGCACUCCCAUGAGAGCUUGGGAGAGAGUCGGCAGGAUGCUAGGCUGCCAUCGGAGGAUCAGGCACCGGACUUGAUGGACUGAAUCCUUCAGCUCCACCCGCUACCACCACUCUCCCACGCUUUCACCACUCCAUUCGGGCUUUACUGAAUGUGCUGCAGGUCCCUGGUUGGACUGUACGUGCCCCUUUGAGAACAUUGGUGGGGGGGGGGCACAGUUCAAUUGUUUCUUUCUUAAAAAAGGGGACUCACUCAGAUGCAUUCCAGUCCCAUGAGAUGUUUUUGGCAGUUUUGUUUCUGAUGGAGAUUCUGGUGGAGAAACAGUGUACAUGGCUACACUACAAGAUGUGGCGUGAAGCAGAUGAUUCAUUUGUUGAUUAAUGAUCAGACUGUUGCUGAUCUUAGCCAAGUUUGGAGACCUGCAAGGACUAGCCAAUGAUGAAUGACCUGACCCUACUAACCCAAAAGGACAUACUUACCAAGUAGAGAUUUAUGGCCAAAAUUAUUUUAUUUAUUGUAUUUUUUAUUUUAUUUUAACAAUAUAUACUUUAAAAUGUUUCGGGAGCGCGUUGUUUAAAAAAAAAAAAAUCCCCCAUAUUUAUUUUUGUUGAACCUUAAAGUGGAGAGAAACUACUGGUAGCAGACAGGUAACAGGUAUGACUGCACACCAGUAGAGGCAAAGCACUGUGGGAAAACGAGUCAUGUAACAGGAACCAAAAAGUCGGGGGCUGACAGUACAGCAGUGUGCAGUGAGACAUGUGAAACCGUAAGUGUAUAUAGCGGCAUGUUUAUUCCACCCGUUAGCCCUCACGUAGAUACUGUAUGCUCCCCUGCAGCUGAGGCCAGUCGAGUCAACGUGACGUCACCUUGGCUCCGUAAGCCAUUUCUGAUGCUGACGCCUUCCCUCCAAGGGCACUCGGACAUUAAAAAAAAAAGUCACGUCAGGAUGUCCAGCACACAGACACUCAGUGGACAAUGCAGCACAACAGUCCGUUGGACUCCAUAAUCUCCAGACAAACCCAAGGAACUUAAACAACUCAGUGGAAAUAAGGAAAAAAACGGAAAAACAAAACAAUCUUCAACACUGUGCAACUGGCUAAAAAAGGGAUGAACUACAUUCCAACACUCAUAAAUCCUUUAAUGUGUUCAAACACAGGGUAUAGUCUCACCACGUACAAGUACGAUUCUGUGUUCACCUUUUGCUCCACUACUGGAUCACUCUGCAGUAGCACUUCUCUCAUAAUGGACGUUUGGGAUUUUAUGAUUUGAAGUGAAACGAGGAACAUGAGCACACACAGACUGAGGCAUGGUAAAAUGAAAAACGACCAGGAGCAGUGAAGGAGGAAUGAUGCAGAGAUCUGACUAGAUUAACAGAGUGAGGGAAUUCUGGAUGAAACGACGAUUUCUAGAGGGGAAAGAAGGAAGGAAAACCUGUAUGUGAGAGGAUUUAAAUGAGAUGGGGGAAGUCUUGAAGGAAGGAAAAUUAGAUAAUAUGCGGAGGGGGAAAAAGUGAGACAGAUUGUGUGAAAUUAUUAAGAACAAAGACACAUUCAUUCGCAGCCCACAAACAGAGCACUGUCUGCCAUUUCCACAUCUUUUUCCCACUUCUGCAUCGUGUUCCUCAACUCUUCAAACUCGCAAGCAAAACCUUUGAUUGAAUUUUUUUUUAAAUAUGUUGCUUUCUUUAUAAUUAGCAGUCUCAAAAAACCAGAUUCUUUCCAUUCUGCUGAAUGUGAACAAUUGCCUCUAUGUGUAGUGACAACUUCAGUGAUGGCGGCAGACCUUUUUGUGUUGCACUUUCUGAGUCACUAUGAGUCACAGACGUCUAGUUCUGAUUAAAGAUGGAAGCAACAUUACAAAGAAGAAAUGUUCUCUAUCAAAGGGCUUUUUCCACAGGUUGUUUCUGUAUGUUUUCUAACCUGUAAUCUGUCCAGAGAUCCUGUUAUGUUUCUUUCUUAAUCGUAUGGAUAUGGACUGCCACUGAUUAGGUUCCCUGCUCAUUAAUGCCCCACAGUUUAUUGGCUCUUCUCUCUGUGGCAGCCCCCCCCUUCUCAGAGAUCCUAGAUUUCUGUGCCACAGGCAUAAUUUAUACCAUUUCGAGUUUCUCCCAGGGCUUUUGAAUCAACAUUUCUUUCCUUUCUGACAAAUCCAAACUGCUCUCUCCAUGAGUCGAGACGGAUUCCCCCCAUGAAAUCAACGCUUUUUAUUUCGCCGAAAAUAUAUUUUAGCCUUUGACUCUUGUUUGCACGCCCUCCAAAUUAUAAACGUAGGUUAAUUGUAUUCCGCGUUCAAGCAAACUAAAUGACCUCAUAAACUUGAUUGUAAAACCAUAGUUAAGUAAUGGUAACAAAGCGAACCAGUUUAUUUUUAAUCUUUAUUUACAGAAUUUUUGUAUUUAAACCUACAUAUUUGUAUUGUAAUUACAUUGUACAAAAGAUAAAUAAAGUAAUAUAAUAUUA
Scophthalmus maximus (turbot) is the source of this 5225-nucleotide messenger RNA. It is a transcript of the gene numbl, whose product is annotated as NUMB like endocytic adaptor protein. The coding region runs from base 343 to 2571 and encodes 742 amino acids. The transcript is spliced from 9 exons. The record is from RefSeq and is a predicted model, not a curated record. Lineage: Eukaryota; Metazoa; Chordata; Actinopteri; Pleuronectiformes; Scophthalmidae.